Messenger RNA from Gambusia affinis (western mosquitofish), 1281 nucleotides. RefSeq names its product biogenesis of lysosomal organelles complex-1, subunit 3 (gene bloc1s3). The record is from RefSeq and is a predicted model, not a curated record. The transcript is spliced from 5 exons. Bases 77 to 658 code for a protein of 193 amino acids. Lineage: Eukaryota; Metazoa; Chordata; Actinopteri; Cyprinodontiformes; Poeciliidae. Gene Ontology annotation, cellular component: BLOC-1 complex.
CCUGUAUCCGAUGUCAUUGGACCUUAGAAAGCAAGCGACUUCCUCGCUCAUGUGAUUUGUUUUCGACAGGAAAGCCAUGUCCAGCAGCAGAUACCCGAUAGUGGUGCAGGGGGAAGCUUCUGAAACGGACUCCGAUGAUGAAGUCUACAUCACUUCUCUAACUUCUCACCAAACUACCGCAGGAGGAGCCAAGGUUCCUGGGGAAGCCUCGGAGACAGACAGUGAAGAUGAUCCGCAGCAGGCGGUCAGAUCCUCUGUAAUGGAAGGUGCUCAGAUACUCAAGAGAGAGCUGCCCCCUCUUAUUGUGGUCAGAGACAACCCCGAUGUGCAGUCGAUAGUAGAAGACAGACCGAGCCCUUCACACAAGCCUUAUGCAGGAGAUACCCUUCUACAGCAGAAGCUGCAGGAGUCCAACAGCCGGCUGUAUACUGAUGUGGGGCAGAGGGUCCGACAGGUUUACGGCAGUGCCUGUAAGGAGGUCCACAGUGUGACAUCUCAGCUGAAUACAUCCCAGAGUGCCAUCAUCAACGCUUCCCACAGUAUCAGAUUAAUUCUGGAGGAUCUGAAAGCCGUGUCCGAGAAGAUCGACAUUAUCACCAGCUGCCAAAUACUGCCUGAUAUUAAUAUCAGUCCUGGUUUAACUUCACCUACACCCUAAUCAAUGCAUUGCAACUGACUGAAAUGAUGACAUAUUUUCAAACAGCAUCAUACACACAUAUACAUUUAGUAAUUUCAGAAUGAGACACAAAGAGGAACAGUAUAUUGUUUUGCUUAAGUGGAUGCAAACUGUCCCUGCAUAUAAAAGUAAAACGUGUUUGUAAGUUGCCUUUUGUUGUAUUUAACUGACAGUGGCUGUAUGUAGCUUUGUUAAUAGAAAUUUAACCGAACAUGCUAUUUUUUUUCUUCCUUUAGAGCAAAAAAAGUACAUUUUUUAAAGAAUAAAUUGUAUAUUUAAAACCUGAAGGAUUAUAAUUAAAAUAUUAGUCUCUGAUUUCCAUGGAUUCUGUCCAGGUUUUCAGUUUCCUUUUGUUUGUGGGUUGAAUGUAUCAUGUAUUUAUUUUUGUUUUUCAGAAGAGACUUCUAGGGUAGAUAAAUAUUGUUGCUUAAAAAAAAAAAAUCCUAAGCUAAAAAUCAAACAAAAUUGAUACCCACAAAAACAUCAUAAUACAAAACUUCAGGAAAUGACCAAGAAACAUUCACAUAAAGAGACAUUAAAAUAAACUGCAGAUCAAACAAAAUGUGCUGUUGCAAGUGCUGUUACAUUAUUAAAUAUCACCACAG